Gilbertella persicaria is the source of this 1750-nucleotide messenger RNA. RefSeq names its product inosine-5'-monophosphate dehydrogenase. Gene Ontology annotation, biological process: GTP biosynthetic process. Gene Ontology annotation, cellular component: cytoplasm. The transcript is spliced from 3 exons. Gene Ontology annotation, molecular function: IMP dehydrogenase activity. NCBI's taxonomy places the organism in Eukaryota, Fungi, Mucoromycota, Mucoromycetes, Mucorales, Choanephoraceae. The coding region runs from base 58 to 1638 and encodes 526 amino acids. The record is from RefSeq and is a predicted model, not a curated record.
CUUAUAACCCUCCCACUUCUUAUUUUUUUUAUAUAAUAAACCCUUCUUCUUAUAAAUAUGACUCAAUUCCUUGAUGCUUCUGUUGCUAAUGCCACUUUGGCUGAAUAUGGUCGUCGCGACGGUCUCUCUGUUGAGGCUUUGAUGGACGAACAAUUAAGUGGUGGUUUGACCUACAAUGAUUUCUUGAUCUUGCCUGGUUUCAUCAACUUCUCUGCUGAUAAGACCAGUUUGGAAUCCAAGAUUACUAAGAACAUUACACUCAAGACUCCUUUCUUGUCUUCUCCUAUGGAUACCGUAACUGAAGCUGAGAUGGCUAUUUCUAUGGCACUUUUGGGUGGUAUCGGUAUCAUUCACCACAACUGUACUGCUGAAGAACAAGCCAACAUGGUUCGUACUGUCAAGAAGUUCGAAAACGGUUUCAUUAAUGAUCCUGUUGUCUUGUCUCCUGAACACACUGUUGGUGAUAUCAAGGAAAUCAAGGCUAACUCUGGUUUCUGUGGUAUUCCCAUUACUGAAAACGGCAAGUUACAUAGCAAGUUGGUUGGUAUUGUUACUGCUCGUGACAUUCAAUUCCACAAGGAUGACUCUACUCCUGUCAAGGAAGUCAUGUCUACUGACCUCGUUGUUGGUCAAGAAGGUAUUACUCUUGCCGAAGCCAACGAAAUCUUGUGUUCUUCCAAGAAGGGUAAGCUCCCUAUUGUCAAUGCUGACGGUGCUCUUGUCGCUCUCUUGUCUCGUUCCGAUUUGCUCAAGAACCAAAACUACCCUAAUGCCUCUAAGGUUGCCAAGUCCAAGCAACUCCUUGUGGGUGCUGCUAUCGGUACUCGUCCUGAUGACAAGGACCGUUUGGCUCUCUUGGCCGAAGCCGGUCUUGAUGUUGUUGUCCUUGACUCUUCUCAAGGUAACUCUGUCUACCAAAUCGAAAUGAUUCAAUGGAUCAAGAAGAACUUUAAGGAAUUAGAAGUCAUUGCUGGUAAUGUUGUUACUCGUGAACAAGCUGCCAACUUGAUCCAAGCUGGUGCUGAUGGUCUUCGUAUCGGUAUGGGUUCUGGUUCUAUCUGUAUCACUCAAGAAGUUAUGGCCUGUGGUCGUCCUCAAGCGACUGCUGUCUACCGUGUCUCUGAAUUUGCUCGUCGCUUCGGUGUGCCUACUAUUGCUGAUGGUGGUAUCUCCAACGUAGGUCAUAUUAUCAAGGCUUUGGCUUUGGGUGCCAGUGCUGUCAUGAUGGGUGGUCUCUUGGCCGGUACAACUGAAACUCCCGGUGAAUACUUUUAUCACGAAGGCCAACGUCUUAAGCGUUACCGUGGUAUGGGUUCUAUUGAUGCCAUGUCUCAAAAGUCUGGUGGUAAGGACGGUAAUGCUGCCACAAAGCGUUACUUCUCUGAAGGUGAUGCUGUUAAGGUGGCUCAAGGUGUUGUUGGUAACGUGGUCGAUAAAGGUUCUGUCCGCAAGUUCAUUCAAUACCUCGUGACUGGUGUUCAACACUCCCUUCAAGACAUUGGUCAAUCCAGUGUUGCUGACAUGAAGCAAGCUGUUUAUGACGGUGUUGUUCGUUUUGAAAAGAGAACUGCUGCUGCUCAAAUGGAAGGUGGUGUUCAUGGUCUUCACUCUUUUGAAAAGAAGCUCUUCUCUUCUUAAAUUUCAUGCAUUUUUAUUUUAUAUUUUAUUUUAUUCAAUUCAUUCUACACAUAACAUUCAUUUCGUCUACUAGAUAUAACAAUAAAUUUUUGACAGUGCGCAAAAAAAAAAA